AUGAGUCUGGUCCAGGAGUUGAUUCAAAAGAUAAGCUCUUUGGAGCUCACCUUGGUGGAAAAGCUUUCCAUCCUGUUCGUAGCUCCCUUCUUGUUGAACGCGCUAUGGCAGUUUAUCUACAGUUUCAGAAAGGACAGAGUUCCUUUGGUAUUCCACUGGGUUCCAUGGGUAGGCUCAGCAGUCACAUAUGGAAUGCAACCAUAUGAAUUUUUUGCAGACUGUCAAAGAAAAUACGGAGACGUGUUUGCCUUUGUUUUGUUGGGUAAAGUUAUGACAGUGUACCUCGGACCAAAAGGCCAUGAGUUUAUUUUAAAUGCUAAACUAAACGACGUUUGUGCUGAAGAUGCCUACAAGCACCUGACCACUCCUGUAUUUGGUGAAGGUGUUAUUUACGAUUGUCCCAACUGGAAGUUGAUGGACCAGAAGAAGUUUGUUAAAGGAUCUUUAACCAAGGAGUCCUUCAGAUCUUAUGUCCCUAAGAUUAGAGAUGAAGUCCUGGAUUACAUCAAUAAUGACCCUAACUUCAUGGGAGGUGAUUCUAAAAAGAAAACUGGAAAGACCAAUGUCCUGAACUCUCAGUCCGAGCUUACGAUCUUGACCGCUUCCAGAUCUCUACUGGGAGAUGAUAUGAGAAAACUACUGACUAAGAAAUGGGCUAAACUGUUUAGUGACCUAGACAAAGGAUUUACUCCUUUAAACUUCAUUUUCUCUCAUCUUCCUCUACCAAGUUACUGGACUCGUGAUCAUGCUCAAAAGACCAUUUCUGAGACUUAUUUAUCUUUGAUUAACAAGAGAAGAGCUACAAACGACAUUGGUGACAGAGAUUUGAUCGAUUCAUUAAUGAAAUCUUCUACAUACAAAGAUGGUAGCAAGAUGACCGACGAGGAGAUUUCCCACUUGUUAAUCGGAGUUCUUAUGGGUGGCCAGCACACUUCUGCCUCCACUUCAUCGUGGUUUUUGUUGCAUCUCGGAGAGAAACCAGAGCUGCAGGAGGAAUUAUUUGAAGAACAGGAAAGGGUACUUCAAGGGCGUGAGUUGACUUAUGACGAUCUUGCUAAUAUGCCUUUACACAAUCAAGUCAUCAAGGAAACUUUGCGCAUGCACAUGCCUCUACACUCAAUCUUUAGAAAGGUCACUCGUCCUCUUCCCGUUCCUAACUCAAAGUAUGUGGUUCCUAAGGGUCAUUAUGUAUUGGUUUCACCUGGAUUUGCCAUGACCAACGAUGCGUACUUCCCAAACGCUAGUGACUUCCAGCCACACAGAUGGGAUGAAACUGUUGAACCAGUCUCAGCUGACGCAAAGGAAACUGUUGACUACGGAUUUGGUAAAGUCUCCAAAGGUGUUUCUUCUCCUUACUUACCAUUUGGAGGAGGAAGACAUAGAUGUAUUGGCGAACAUUUUGCGUACUGUCAGUUAGGAACCAUCUUGAACACAUUCGUUAGAACCUUCAAGUGGAAGGCCGUAGUCCCUCAGCCGGACUAUACCUCAAUGGUUACUCUUCCUGAACCUAAUUUGUCUACUAUUACAUGGGAAAGACGCGAUAAUUAG
Komagataella phaffii GS115 is the source of this 1548-nucleotide messenger RNA. RefSeq names its product Lanosterol 14-alpha-demethylase, catalyzes the C-14 demethylation of lanosterol. The record is from RefSeq and is a predicted model, not a curated record. Gene Ontology annotation, biological process: ergosterol biosynthetic process. Lineage: Eukaryota; Fungi; Ascomycota; Pichiomycetes; Pichiales; Pichiaceae. The transcript has a single exon. The coding region runs from base 1 to 1548 and encodes 515 amino acids. Gene Ontology annotation, molecular function: oxidoreductase activity, acting on paired donors, with incorporation or reduction of molecular oxygen; heme binding; iron ion binding.